AUGCCAUCAACCAACCGAGCGGGCAGUCUGAAGGACCCUGAAAUUGCAGAGCUCUUCUUCAAAGAAGACCCAGAGAAGCUCUUCACAGAUCUCAGAGAAAUUGGCCAUGGAAGCUUUGGAGCAGUAUAUUUUGCACGAGAUGUGCGCACCAAUGAAGUGGUGGCUAUCAAGAAAAUGUCUUACAGUGGGAAGCAGUCUACUGAGAAAUGGCAGGAUAUUAUUAAGGAAGUCAAGUUUCUACAAAGAAUAAAACAUCCCAACAGUAUAGAAUACAAAGGCUGCUAUUUACGUGAGCACACAGCAUGGCUGGUAAUGGAAUAUUGCUUAGGAUCUGCUUCAGAUUUACUGGAAGUUCACAAAAAGCCAUUACAAGAAGUGGAAAUAGCAGCAAUUACACAUGGUGCUCUCCAGGGAUUAGCCUACUUACAUUCUCAUACCAUGAUCCAUAGAGAUAUCAAAGCAGGAAAUAUCCUUCUGACAGAACCAGGCCAAGUGAAACUUGCUGACUUUGGAUCAGCUUCCAUGGCAUCUCCUGCCAAUUCUUUUGUGGGAACACCAUAUUGGAUGGCCCCAGAAGUAAUUUUAGCCAUGGAUGAAGGACAGUAUGAUGGCAAAGUAGAUGUAUGGUCUCUUGGAAUAACAUGUAUUGAACUAGCGGAAAGGAAGCCUCCUUUAUUUAAUAUGAAUGCAAUGAGUGCCUUAUAUCACAUAGCCCAAAAUGAAUCCCCUACAUUACAGUCUAAUGAAUGGUCUGAUUAUUUUCGCAACUUUGUAGAUUCUUGCCUCCAGAAAAUCCCUCAAGAUCGCCCUACAUCAGAGGAACUUUUAAAGCACAUGUUUGUUCUUCGGGAGCGCCCUGAAACAGUGUUAAUAGAUCUCAUUCAAAGGACAAAGGAUGCAGUAAGAGAGCUGGACAAUCUGCAGUAUCGAAAGAUGAAGAAACUCCUUUUCCAGGAGGCACAUAACGGACCAGCAGUAGAAGCACAGGAAGAAGAAGAGGAACAAGAUCAUGGUGUUGGCCGGACAGGAACAGUGAAUAGUGUCGGAAGUAAUCAGUCUAUUCCCAGUAUGUCCAUCAGUGCCAGUAGCCAAAGUAGUAGUGUUAACAGUCUUCCAGAUGCCUCAGAUGACAAGAGUGAGCUAGAUAUGAUGGAGGGAGACCACACAGUGAUGUCUAAUAGUUCUGUCAUCCAUUUAAAACCUGAGGAAGAAAAUUACAGAGAAGAGGGAGAUCCUAGAACAAGAGCAUCAGAUCCACAAUCUCCACCUCAAGUGUCUCGUCAUAAAUCACACUAUCGUAAUCGGGAACACUUUGCUACUAUACGGACAGCAUCACUGGUUACAAGGCAAAUGCAAGAACAUGAGCAGGACUCUGAGCUUAGAGAACAGAUGUCUGGCUAUAAGAGAAUGAGGCGGCAACAUCAAAAGCAACUGAUGACUCUGGAAAAUAAGCUAAAGGCUGAGAUGGAUGAACAUCGCCUCAGAUUAGACAAAGAUCUUGAAACUCAGCGUAACAAUUUUGCUGCAGAGAUGGAGAAACUUAUCAAAAAACAUCAGGCUGCUAUGGAAAAAGAGGCUAAAGUGAUGGCCAAUGAGGAGAAAAAAUUUCAGCAACAUAUUCAGGCUCAACAGAAGAAAGAACUAAAUAGUUUUUUGGAGUCCCAGAAAAGAGAAUAUAAACUUCGAAAGGAACAGCUUAAGGAGGAACUGAAUGAAAACCAGAGCACCCCAAAAAAGGAAAAACAAGAAUGGCUUUCAAAGCAGAAGGAGAAUAUACAACAUUUCCAAGCAGAGGAAGAGGCUAAUCUUCUUCGACGACAGAGGCAAUACCUAGAGCUGGAGUGCCGUCGCUUCAAGCGAAGAAUGUUACUUGGACGCCAUAACUUGGAGCAGGACCUUGUCAGGGAGGAGUUAAAUAAAAGGCAGACUCAAAAGGACUUAGAGCAUGCCAUGCUACUGAGACAACAUGAAUCCAUGCAAGAACUGGAGUUCCGUCACCUCAACACAAUUCAGAAGAUGCGCUGUGAGUUGAUCAGAUUGCAGCAUCAGACUGAGCUUACAAACCAGCUGGAAUAUAACAAGCGAAGAGAACGAGAACUAAGGCGAAAGCAUGUCAUGGAGGUUCGACAACAGCCUAAGAGUCUGAAGUCUAAAGAACUCCAAAUAAAAAAGCAGUUUCAGGAUACCUGUAAAAUCCAAACCAGACAGUACAAAGCAUUAAGAAAUCACCUACUGGAGACUACACCAAAGAGCGAGCACAAAGCUGUUCUGAAACGGCUCAAGGAGGAGCAGACCCGGAAGUUAGCCAUCUUGGCUGAGCAGUAUGACCACAGCAUUAAUGAAAUGCUCUCCACACAAGCUCUACGUUUGGAUGAAGCACAGGAAGCAGAAUGCCAGGUUUUAAAGAUGCAGCUGCAGCAGGAACUGGAGCUAUUGAAUGCAUAUCAGAGCAAAAUCAAGAUGCAAGCCGAGGCACAACAUGAUCGGGAGCUUCGAGAGCUUGAACAGAGGGUCUCCCUCCGCAGGGCACUCUUAGAACAAAAGAUUGAGGAAGAGAUGUUGGCUUUGCAGAAUGAACGCACAGAACGAAUAAGAAGUCUGUUGGAGCGCCAAGCCAGAGAAAUCGAAGCUUUUGACUCUGAAAGCAUGAGACUAGGUUUUAGUAACAUGGUCCUUUCCAAUCUUUCCCCUGAGGCAUUUAGCCACAGCUACCCGGGAGCUUCUGGUUGGUCUCAUAAUCCUACUGGGGGUCCAGGACCUCACUGGGGUCAUCCCAUGGGUGGCCCACCACAGGCUUGGGGCCAUCCAAUGCAAGGUGGACCCCAACCAUGGGGUCACCCUUCAGGGCCAAUGCAAGGGGUACCCCGAGGUAGCAGUAUGGGAGUCCGCAAUAGCCCUCAGGCUCUGAGGCGGACAGCUUCUGGGGGACGGACAGAGCAGGGCAUGAGCAGAAGCACGAGUGUCACUUCACAAAUAUCCAAUGGGUCACACAUGUCUUAUACAUAA
Molecule: messenger RNA, 3006 nt
Organism: Puma concolor (puma)
Lineage: Eukaryota; Metazoa; Chordata; Mammalia; Carnivora; Felidae
Gene: TAOK1
Product: TAO kinase 1
Biological process (GO): protein phosphorylation; regulation of cytoskeleton organization
Cellular component (GO): cytoplasm
Molecular function (GO): protein serine/threonine kinase activity; ATP binding
Source: RefSeq, a predicted model, not a curated record